Molecule: messenger RNA, 4046 nt
Organism: Stylophora pistillata
Lineage: Eukaryota; Metazoa; Cnidaria; Anthozoa; Scleractinia; Pocilloporidae
Biological process (GO): establishment of mitotic spindle orientation; DNA integration
Cellular component (GO): cell cortex
Molecular function (GO): GDP-dissociation inhibitor activity; G-protein alpha-subunit binding; nucleic acid binding
Source: RefSeq, a predicted model, not a curated record
AUAUUCAUGCAGCCGGUGUGUACAUUGUUCCUGGGCAAGAGAUCUCUCUGAAACGCGUGGAAAGGUAAGCUUAGUAAUGUUCAGGUGGCGAUAUUCUUCCCUGACUUUUGCCCACUACUGACACAUGCUGCUCAAAGAAAACAGGCAAUCAAGUGUUUGGAAACAAGGGGCUAUAUUCAGAUAUCUCGAGUUAAAAUUUGAGAUUACAGACAGAAAGGAAACUUUAUGUUAUGUGCAGAGUUACUUCAGAACUAAGUCUUACUGCAUAGAUGAAACAUUCACUUCAGUUGUAAGCCCUUCUUAAAUCAAAUACCGAUGUGAUCAGAAACACCUUUUUUGUUUUUGUAUUUUGUUUUUUGAUGUUUUAUUAAUGGUGUAACCUUAACAUAAAAAAAGAUUGAAAAAAAGAAUAAGAUCUUGUUGUCAUUGAGAAGUCAUUCUGUCAGAGAAGUGGGAGCUAAGUCCGUGGAGGAAAAAGAUCAUAUCAGCUGUGAUCACACCAGUGCAAGUUCUGGUGAUGUAAAGAAAGUAAUAGACUACUAUAAUCAACUUGCUAAAAUUGCCAAAGAAAUGGGUGAGAAGUCAGCUGAAGGGUGUGCUUAUGGUGAACUCGGGAAUGUUUUUCUGAGUGUAGGUGAAAUCAAAAGAGCUGUAAACUACUACAGCCUUUGUCUUGAUAUUGCUAAACAUGUUGGUGACACACCUCUAAAGGGAAAAGCCUACAGCAGUCUUGGCAGUGCUCAUCACAGACUCGGUGAUAUAAAGAAAGCCAUAGAGUACCACCAACUACACCUUAAAGUAACUAAACAAGUAGGAGUCAAGUAUGAAGAGAGUGUGGCUUAUAGCAAUCUUGGCAAUGCUUAUCAGAGUCUGGGUGAUUUCAAAAAAGCCGUAGAGUACCACAACUUACAGCUUAAAAUAGCUAAAGAAAUAGGAGACAAGGGCGGGGAGGGUAAUGCUUAUGGCAGUCUUGGCAAUGCUUAUCAGUCCCUAGGUGAUCUAAAAAAGGCCAUAAAGUACCACAACCUACAUCUUAAAAUAGCUAAAGAAAUAAGAGACAAGGGUGGGGAGGGCAAUGCAAAUGGCAAUCUUGGCAAUGCUUAUCUAUCCCUGGGUGAUUUCCAAAAAGCAUUAGAGUACCACAAACUACAUCUUGAAGUAGCUAAAGAAAUAGGAGACAAGUGUGGGGAGGGUCGAGCUUAUGGAAAUCUUGGUAAUGCCUAUCAGAGUCUGGGUGAUUUCAAAACAGCAUUAGAGUACCACAAACUACAUCUUGAAAUAGCUAAGAAAAUAGGAGACAAGGGUGGGGAGGGUAAUGCUUAUGGCAGUCUUGGCAAUGCUUAUCAAUCCCUGGGUGAUUUCCAAAAAGCCAUAGAGUACCACAAACUAGAUGUUGAAAUGGCUAAAGAAAUAGGAGACAAGGGUGGGAAGGGUCAAGCUUAUGGAAAUCUUGGUAAUGCCUAUCAGAGUCUGGGUGAUUUCAAAAAAGCAUUAGAGUACCACAAACUAUAUCUUGAAAUAGCUAAAGAAAUAGGAGACAAGGGUGGGGAGGGUAAAGCUUAUGGAAAUCUUGGUAAUGCCUAUCAGACCCUGGGUGAUUUCCAAAAAGCCAUAGAGUACCACAAACUAGAUCUUGAAAUAGCUAAAGAAAUAGGAGACAAGGGUGGGGAGGGUCAAGCUUAUGGAAAUCUUGGUAAUGCCUAUCAGAGUCUGGGUGAUUUCAAAAAAGCAUUAGAGUACCAUAAACUCCAUCUUGAAAUAGCUCAAGAAAUAGGAGACAAGGGUGGGGAGGGUAAUGCCUAUUCCAGCCUCGGUAAUGCUUACUUUAGUCUCGGCGACUUUUUACAGGCCAAGGAGUCAUAUAACGUAACGCUUAAAAUUGCGAUAGAGGUUGAAAAGAAAUCCUUGGAGGCAUCGGCCCACUGUUCAUUAGCAAAUGUUUUCGGGUCACUGGGUCUACUACCAAACGCCGUUGAACAUUACCAAGCAAGCAUAACCUUAUUCAAUCCUCUGAGAAUACUUCUAAAAUCUAAAGAUCAGUGGAAAGUUAAUUUUCGAAAUCAGAAUCAAAUGGCGUAUACGGGUUUGUGGAGAGUUCUCGUGAAACAAGGUAAGAUAGACGAAGCCUUAUUUGCUGCUGAGAAAGGACGAGCUCAAGCUUUGACUGACCUGAUGGAAUCCAGUUUUUGUGGAGGAACAAGUCAGCCUAAGGGAGACGAUGCAGAUUUACAACUUUUAAAGAACAUUCCAUCAAACACUGUCUUUCAGGCAGUGGACAAAGACGACGUUUAUCUCUGGAUUGUGUCUGAUGGAAAUCAAAUUCAGUUGAGACAAAGUAAACUCAAAGAUUCUCUUUCAGAAAAUAGUGGAGCAAGCCAGUCCUUUGAGUCGUUCGUCCUCGGUGUCUAUAGAGAACUUGGUGUUCUUUCUAAUGUGAGAUGCGAGAAUCGAUCUUUGGAUACUUUGAGGGAAUGCCGCUCAAAAGUUCAUAAGGAAACUGGAGAGGACACCCCUCAACCUCUUGUCCAAAAACAACAGUGCUUGGGCACUUUGUAUGAUAACAUUAUGAAGCCGGUGGCCGACCUGGUUGAAGGGAAUCAGCUGCUAAUUGUUCCCGAUGGACCUCUGUGGCUCGUUCCGUAUGCUGCAUUGAAGGAUGGUAAUUCUAAAUACCUUUGUGAAUCAUUCAGAAUCAGACUUGCUCCAUCGUUAACAAGUCUCAAACUCAUUGCCGAUUGCCCAGAAGAUUAUCACAAAAGCUGUGGCGCGUUUCUUGUAGGAAAUCCGUGGGUAGGCGAGGUUACUGACAGCCAUGGAAAGAAACAGCUGGAGCAGCUUCCGUGUGCUCAAGAGGAAGUAGAAAUGAUCGGACAGAUUUUGAAGACCACUCCAAUCACUGGUAGACAGGCCACGAAACGAGAGGUGUUGAAAAGACUCAAUUCCGUUUCCUUAGUUCACUUUGCGGCGCACGGAUGUAUGGAAACUGGCGAAAUUGCUCUCACACCUGACCCAGACCGAAUAUCUACUGUGCCAACGAAGGAGGAUUACAUUUUAACAAUUGGAGACGUGUUGGAUAUUGAACUUCGCGCCAAACUUGUUGUGCUCAGUUGCUGCCAUAGUGGUUGGGGCGAGAUCAAGGCUGAGGGUGUGGUUGGCAUCGCGCGAGCCUUUAUGGGGGCUGGUGCUCGGUCUGUUGUGGUGUCCCUUUGGGCGAUUGAUGACGAAGCUACUCUUGAGUUUAUGAAAUGCUUUUAUCAACACCUUGCAGAAGGUAAACUUGCAAGUGAGUCUCUUAACCUGGCCAUGAAAAGCCUCAGAGAAUCAGACAAGUACAGCAACAUCAAAUACUGGGCGCCUUUUCUGUUGAUUGGAGAUGACGUCACUCUUGACUUCAGGGCAAAGGAAUGAGAAAAUUUGAAUAUGAAACCAGAUCGAUGAAAAGUGGUUUUUUUUUAUCUUGAAAAGAAAAAUUGGCGCAUGCACUUGGAAAGCUUGAAUGUUUCUCUGAUUUUGGAGUUUUUGGCUUCUUUUCAUUCCUUUUUAGCUUGCCACUAUUUUACCUGUAUUUGAAGUGUCGUUGCUAAUAUUGGUAAUUAAAACUUGAGAUAUGGAACUUUUUUCUUUGCUGAAGAAAUAAAAACAGACUGUAUCGUUAAAUACUGAUCAGUGGAAUUGUCUUUUUUUAACCUUUAAAAAUUUAAAUGCUUGCCAAAAGAACAGAAUGUAACAAGGCUUUUGUUGUGAAGGCCUGAAGUAGUUGAAUGGUGAUCACGAGAUUUCAGUUAUCACCAAAAUGAUAGUCAACUCUAUUCUUGUAUCAUAAUCAGUUGUACCCAAGUCAAUUUAAAGAUUUCUCUUGUACAUAACCAGGAGCUUGUCCACUGGGUUUUCACUAUAUUUAUACUCUAAGCUUUUGAUAAGCCACCAAAUUGUUCAUUAUUUGCUAAAGUUGGCUAAAGUUUGAUUUCAAAAUUCUAUAAUUUGAAGCCAUAUCUUAAAUAAACUUGGAUGGUUUUCCGCAUAAUAAGUACUUAUUCUACAAGGAC